Molecule: messenger RNA, 1427 nt
Organism: Carassius gibelio (silver crucian carp)
Lineage: Eukaryota; Metazoa; Chordata; Actinopteri; Cypriniformes; Cyprinidae
Product: proteinase-activated receptor 1-like
Exons: 2
Coding region: 1-1113 (370 amino acids)
Biological process (GO): positive regulation of Rho protein signal transduction; thrombin-activated receptor signaling pathway; phospholipase C-activating G protein-coupled receptor signaling pathway
Cellular component (GO): membrane
Molecular function (GO): thrombin-activated receptor activity
Source: RefSeq, a predicted model, not a curated record
AUGAGGAGGGUUCCUAAAAAGAAAACAAGGGGUUGGACUUUAACCAGAGUGGCUAAUAAGAAAAAUACUUCAGAUACAACAUCAUACGUUGACAAAACUGCACCAAACUCUGACACAUUAAACAUCCCAGACGAGUCUGUUCUCUUCCUCAAAGGCCUGCUGUUCACAUGCAUCAUGCCCUCAUUCUACAUCAUCAUCAUCCUCAUUAGUUUGCCCCUGAACGCUUUGGCCUUCGUAGCAUUCACAUGUAGGAUUCGAGAGAAGAAACCAGCUGUGAUCUACAUGUCUCAUCUGGCGUGUGUGGACCUGUUCUUCACCCUGCUGCUGCCUCUGAAGAUCCACUACCAGCUGAACGCUUCAGAUUGGGUGUUCGGUGAGGCGGCGUGUCGUGUGCUCAGUGCAGCUUACUACUGCUACAUGUACUGCUCCAUACUGCUGAUGAUGUGCAUGAGUGUGGACAGGCUGCUGGCCGUGGUGUAUCCCGUCGCCUCUCUGACCUGGAGGAGCACAAGAAAAGCCACAUGUGUGUGUGUGUUGGUCUGGCUGCUGGCACUCGCUGGUACGGUGCCGCUUCUCUUAGUGAGACAAACAUUCAAGAUAAAUGAUGUGGGCAUCACCUGCCAUGACGUACUACGCCAAAAUGACCCUACAGUAGUGUUUUAUGUGUAUUUGUUCUCCAUCCUUUCCUGCCUCUAUUUCUUCUUGCCUCUGAUCGUCACCUUGGUGAGCUACUCCACCCUCAUAUAUGCACUUAGUGCAAAAGCUGGUCUCUUAACAACGUCCUCUUCAUCUUCAGACAACCGAAGGAGAGCUGUGAUUAUGGCUAUAGCUGUGCUGAUUGAGUUUGUGGUGUGCUUUGCACCAACAAAUGGCAUCUUGUUGUACCACUGUGUUCGUUUAGCCACUAGAGGAAGAGAUGAGGAGGGGAAAUACUUUCUGAUGGCUGUGUGCUUGGGGAGCGCAAGUGUUUUUCUGGAUCCUCUGCUGUACUACUAUGGCUCGUCUCAAUGCAGAAAGAAGAUCAGCUCUUUGUUCUGGUGCAGUAAUGCAAAAAAGAGAGCAAGAACACAGUCAAAUACAAAAACCUUUCACUGUACUACAGCUGCAAAGUAAAUACAUUUAAAGUGAAAAGUAUAUAUCUCUCAUAAAACAACAACUAGGCAUAUUAUAAGCUGUAUUCUUUGUUUGCUUAACAGGUUCACCACAAUGUCAUUAUCUACCUGUUUUAACCAACAUUGAAUAAAUUGUAGGAUUUCAUUGUCUCUGUAUGCACACUAUAAACAAUAUGUAGCUAUUGUAUUGUGUCUGAGAAGGUCACGGAGAAUGUUUUUCAUAAUGCAUAACAUGUUAUUUAUCUUAAUUAAGGAAAUAGUAAGUAAUCAACCCUAUAAAAGCAUUUGACUGAAGCUGUUUGAUCAUUGAUUGUA